Limanda limanda (common dab) is the source of this 1215-nucleotide messenger RNA. It is a transcript of the gene pax2b, whose product is annotated as paired box 2b. Lineage: Eukaryota; Metazoa; Chordata; Actinopteri; Pleuronectiformes; Pleuronectidae. The transcript has 10 exons. Gene Ontology annotation, biological process: regulation of transcription by RNA polymerase II; anatomical structure development. The record is from RefSeq and is a predicted model, not a curated record. Bases 1 to 1215 code for a protein of 404 amino acids. Gene Ontology annotation, molecular function: DNA-binding transcription factor activity, RNA polymerase II-specific; RNA polymerase II cis-regulatory region sequence-specific DNA binding.
AUGGAUAUUCACUGCAAAGCAGACCCCUUCACGGCGAUGCACUGGCACGGAGGUGUGAACCAGCUCGGCGGGGUGUUUGUGAACGGCAGACCCCUCCCGGACGUGGUGCGACAGCGGAUAGUGGAGCUGGCCCACCAAGGGGUUCGGCCCUGUGACAUCUCCCGGCAGCUGCGGGUCAGCCACGGCUGCGUCAGCAAGAUCCUGGGCAGAUACUAUGAGACUGGCAGCAUCAAACCAGGGGUGAUCGGUGGCUCCAAACCGAAAGUGGCCACGCCAAAGGUGGUGGACAAGAUCGCAGACUACAAGAGACAGAAUCCCACCAUGUUCGCCUGGGAGAUCAGAGACCGGCUGCUGGCAGAGGGCGUGUGCGACAACGACACCGUUCCCAGCGUCUCGUCAAUUAACAGGAUCAUCCGAACAAAAGUCCAGCAGCCUUUCCAUCCAUCUCCUGACGGCUCGUCCCUGUCAGCGCCGGGCCACACUAUAGUACCAAACACAGCCUCUCCGCCCAUAACCAGCGUCUCCAAUGACCCUGCAGGAUCCUACUCCAUCAAUGGCAUUCUGGGUAUCCCACGAUCCAACGGGGAAAAGAGGAAAAGAGAUGAAGAUGGUUCAGAUGGUUCUGGCCCAAACAGUGAUUCUCAGGGUAGUGUGGAGAGUUUACGGAAACACCUGAGGGCAGAUGCCUUCACUCAGCAGCAGCUGGAAGCGUUGGACCGGGUCUUUGAGCGUCCUCCGUACCCUGACGUCUUCCCCACGCCGGAGCACAUCAAGCCGGAACAGGCUAAUGAGUACUCGCUCCCUGCCCUGAAUUCCAGCCUGGACGAAGUCAAGCCCAGUUUAUCCUCUAGCGCCAACCCAGACCUGGGCCCCAGUGUGUCGCAAAGCUACCCUGUAGUCACAGGUCGGGAUAUGGCCAACACAACCCUCCCUGGGUAUCCCCCUCACGUCCCCCCCACAGGCCAGGGCAGCUACCCGACCUCCACGCUCGCCGGGAUGGUUCCUGGGAGCGAGUUUUCGGGGAACCCCUACAGUCAUCCACAGUACACGAGCUACAACGAAGCCUGGCGAUUCAGCAACCCAGCGUUACUAAUGCCGCAUCGAGAGGCUCCGCCCCUCCCACUGCUGCCACUGCCUAUGACCGUCACUAGUUACCAUGGAAACCAAAUCAACCUGCAGGACCAUGGCCUCAGCCUCCAUAUUGCCCCCGUGUGA